This is a messenger RNA of Quercus robur (English oak), 4066 nucleotides long. RefSeq lists its product as uncharacterized. Gene Ontology annotation, molecular function: GTPase activator activity; myosin II binding; syntaxin binding. Gene Ontology annotation, biological process: regulation of exocytosis. Gene Ontology annotation, cellular component: cytoplasm; plasma membrane. The transcript is spliced from 24 exons. The record is from RefSeq and is a predicted model, not a curated record. Lineage: Eukaryota; Viridiplantae; Streptophyta; Magnoliopsida; Fagales; Fagaceae. The coding region runs from base 273 to 3695 and encodes 1140 amino acids.
CAUUUGAUUUGAGCUCGUGAGACAACCAAAAAAAAAAAAAAAAAAAAACGAACCACCCCACCAAACGGUCACUCCAGACACCACAACCUCGCAUCACCGUCCGAUUACGAUAAACACAAUUCCCGAAAAUGAUCCAUCACGCAUCAUCGUUUUCCGUGCCAUACCUGAAUAUCUAAAAAUCAAAAACAAAAAAAAAACAAAAGCAAGUAGUAGUUGUAUUUAUUUGUAGCAGAAGAAGAAAGAAACAGCUCGUGUUUCGAUUUCCGUCCACCAUGUUUGCUAAAUUGUUUACAAAGAGCCCCUCUCAAAAAAAACAACAGCAACAACAACAACAACAAUCACAAUCACAAUCGCAAUCGCAAUCACAACCACAAUCUCCUGAGCAGCAAAAUGCGGUACAGGGUGGUGUGACAAGGGCAGACUUGGAUCCACGCUUAACUCUUCACUAUGGGAUUCCAUCAACCGCUUCUAUUCUUGCUUUCGACUCAGUUCAAAGCCUAUUGGCAAUCGGAACGCUGGAUGGCAGGAUAAAAGUGAUUGGUGGUGAUAAUAUUGAAGCACUUCUUAUAUCACCUAAGCAGUUGCCGUAUAAAUACUUAGAGUUCUUACAAAAUCAGGGUUUUAUAGUCAGUAUCUCAACUGAAAACGAAAUUCAGGUUUGGGAUUUGGAACACAGGCAAAUAGCUUCUACUUUACAGUGGGAGUCCAAUAUAACUGCUUUCUCUGUUAUUUAUGGCACCACUUACAUGUAUAUAGGGUGUGAGUACGGGAUGGUGGCCGUGCUAAAGUAUGAUGCUGAAAGCAAACAAAUUAUACAUUUACCGUAUUGUGUUCCCAAAAACGUCAUCGCUGAGGCAUCUGGGAUUUCAUUGCCUGAUCAUCUUUCUGUUGUUGGAGUUCUCCAUCAACCUUUAUCUCAGGGAAAUAGAUUGCUGAUUGCAUAUGAUAAUGGGCUGAUUGUACUCUGGGAUGCGUCUGAAGAUCGCAUUGUUCUUGUUAGAGGCUAUAAGGACCUUCUACUGAAGGAUAAAACAGUGGUUGAUUGUCUAACAGACACAAGACAUGAGCUGUCUGAUGAUGUAUCAGACGAUACGGAACUGGACAAAGAGAUAAGCUCUAUCUGUUGGGCAUCUAAUAGUGGGUUAGUUCUUGCUGUUGGCUACGUUGAUGGAGAUAUAAUGUUUUGGAACUUAUCAAAUGCUACCUCUAUCCAAGAUCAGAAAGCUGCAAAAUCAUCUAAUGAUGUUGUUAAGCUGCAAUUAUCAUCAGGCAGCAGAAGACUCCCUGUCAUCGUUUUGCAUUGGGCUACAAAUAGAUCACAUAAUGAUUGUGGGGGCCAACUCUUUGUCUAUGGCGGUGAUGAAAUUGGAUCUGAAGAAGUUUUGACGAUUUUGAGCCUAGAUUGGUCUGCUGGGAUAGAAAGUCUGAAGUGCAUUGGACGUGUAGACCUUACACUUAAUGGCUUUGCAGAUAUGGUUCUAUUACCAAGUUCUGGUACAACUGAGAGUGGUGGCACUGGCAUGUCUCUAGUUGUACUAACAAAUCCUGGUAAAUUGAAUGUCUACAAUGAUAUUUACUUGUCUGCCUUAGUUUCUCAGAAAGAGAAAAAAUCUUCUGUGACUGCUGUGGAGUAUCCUAUGUUCAUACCCACUCUUGACCCAUACAUGACUGUGGCAAAGCUUGGUCUGGUUUAUAGAGAUGGGAAGUUCUCAAAAGUUCUGUCUGAGAUUGUCUCAGCUGCAAAACUUCAUGCUGCACAAACUCCAGAUGUAGGGGCUACAAAGUGGCCUCUGACCGGUGGUGUUCCCUGUCAGCUUCUUGACACUGAAGUUUAUCAUGUUGAGAGAAUAUACAUAGCAGGUUACCAAGAUGGAUCUGUUCGAGUAUGGGAUGCCACAUAUCCAGCCCUGUCACUUAUUUAUGUUUUAGGAGAGGUGAAUGGUAUCAACAUUGCCGGUACAAGCGCAGCAGUAUCAGCAUUAGAUUUCUGCUCUUACACUUUAACAUUAGCUAUUGGCAAUCAAUGUGGUCUGGUUUGCGUAUACAAGCUAGUAAUGAGUACGGAUGAGACAAGUUUGCACUUUGUGACAGAAACCGUGAAUGAAGUUCACAAUAUUCACCAAGAAGAUGGGCCUCACUGCACAGCUGUAUUUUCCCUCCUCAACUCCCCUGUAUGCACCCUACAAUUUGCAGAUUUUGGAUCAAGACUUGCUGUAGGAUUUGAAUCGGGCCGGGUUGCAGUGCUUGAUACUAGUACAUUAUCAGUUUUGUUUUUUACAGACAGUGUAUCCGACUCAAAUACCCCCGUCAUAUCUCUUGCUGUGAAAACAUUUUUAGAGACUAACAGCUUAGUAAACAGUCCAGAGGACUCUGAAUCCAAAUCUUCGAACAAUCUUGGGAAGGGGCUAGUGUUCACAAUGACCAGGAAUGCACAUAUUGUUGUCAUGGAUAGUGCAACUGGCAAUAUAGUCACCAGUCAGUCAUUACACCUCAAAACAGAUUCAAUUGCAAUUUCUAUGUACAUUCUAGAUGGGAGCAAUUUUAUCCCUGAAAUGUCCAGCAAAAAGCAGUCAUUGAACUCACCUCAGAAAAGUGAAGCUAGAAGUGAUUUUGUACAAACUAAUUUGCAGUCUGGAAGUACUCAUGAAGUUGAACUUGACUCCAACGAAACUGUGUACUAUGUGCAGCAAUCAAUGAACUUAUUCAUUUUACUUUGUUGUGAAGAUGCAUUGUUCUUAUACUCUUUCGAGUCUGUGAUUAAGGGUGAAAGCAACUCAAUUUGGAAGGUGAAUCUUGUAAAACCAUGUUGUUGGACUGCAACCUUCAAGAAAAAUGAGAAAGAGUUGGGGCUGGUUGUACUCUACCAGAGUGGAGCCAUUGAGAUAAGGUCUUUGCCUACUCUUGAAGUAUUGGAAGAAAUCUCUUUAAUGUCAAUUCUAAGGUGGAACUUCAAGACUAACAUGGACAAGACAAUGUGUUCUUCUGAUAAUGGGCAAAUUUUUCUGGUAAAUGGGUGUGAAUUUGCUACAGUAUCUCUAUUGGGCAGUGAAAAUGACUUCAGGAUUCCGGAGUCUUUGCCUAGUCUACAUGAUAAAAUCCUUGAAGCUGCUGUACCUGCCUCUGUCAACUUAUCUCCAAAUCAGAAGAAUAGACAGGAUGUCGCCCAUGGGGUUUUAGGUGGAAUUAUUAAGAACAUUAAAGUGGGUAAGGAGGAGCACAAUGUAGAUGCAGAUCUAGCUGAAGUUCAUAAGAAUAAUGUUGAACAUUUAGAGAGCUUAUAUUCAAGUCCCCCAUUCUUAAAGCCUUCCACUGCAGUAAUGGAUGACCAAGACAUUAUGGAGCUUAACAUAGAUGAUAUUAAAAUUGAUGAACCAAUAGCACUCUCAUCUCCAUCUCCGAAGAGUGAUAAUGAAAGGAGAGAUAAGGGCACAGAAAGAGAGAGAUUAUUUGAAGGUGCAUCAACUGACACAAAUCCAAGACCCAGGACAGCAGAAGAAAUUAGAGCUAAAUACAGAAAGGCUGGGGAUGCCUCAGCAGCAGCUUCACAAGCAAGGGAUAAGCUAGCGGAACGCAAAGAAAAACUUGAGAGGAUCAGUCAGCGUACUGAAGAACUGCAAAGUGGAGCUGAGAACUUUGCAUCGAUGGCAAGCGAACUCGCCAAGACAAUGGAACGUCGUAAAUGGUGGAACAUAUGAGAAGUUGGCAACAAUGAAUUAUAUAGGCCAAUUGACAGGGUUUGGAGCAAGUUAGCCCUUAGCCCCUUACUGUGCAUAUUUCAGAGGUGGCCGGAACAUUUUUAUGAAGGAUUCUACAAUAAAUUUGGAUCCAAUAUUUACAUAAAGUUCUCCUCUUAGUAUAUAUUAUUAUCUCAAAUGGGUUCAGCCUGUGUUGUAAAAGUAACUUCUUUGCUAAAUUUUUAGGGAAAGAAACUUUCUUACACUUCUGUAUAUGUGCAUUUAGUAGUUUUAGUACAUCCUUCUCAGUUCUCACUGUACAUGAUAAGAUUAUUUCUAUAGCAAGUUUUUGUUUUUUUGCCGAAUAUAGCAAUUAGUUUGUUUUUCUCUUA